GAAUGCAUGAAAUGGCGAAUGUUUGACACAUUUACCAGCUACCCUCUCCAAUCAAGAUUUAACGCUUGAAGAGUCAUCUCAAUCAUUGGGUUAUAGCCUUUUUUUCUCUUUGAAAUCCUUCGAAUCCUUCGACAUAAAACUCACAAAUGGCUUCGAGAUAUAACAUAGUCGACUACGACUCGGACGAUGAGCUGGAACUCAGUCCGCACGUUGACAAUCUCAUCUCAGCAGCUGAAUUCGUCGUUCGACUGUUAGAAAGGGGAGACAUCAAUUAUGCUUUAAUGGGAGCAUUUGCUCUUAAGUGCUGUGGAAGCGCUCGUGAUACACAUAAUGUUGAUAUAGUGGUAGACACUUCAAUGAAGAAAAUAUGGCAAAUUAUUGAGCCAGAGAGCAGAUUGGUAAUUCCUCAAUCUCGGCUUGUUGCAGAUGUGAUGAAAAUAUUUGUCAAGACCGGUCCAAACUACGAUGGAUGUUUAGAAACAAGACUCAUCGAGGUAGAGUUGAUUGCACCAGGAUCAAAUGGUACUCCGCGAGAUAUACAAAAUCAUCAACAAACUCUCGUGGUACCCAGUCCGUCAGGACAUCAGAUAGCUUUCAAGGCUUUAGAUGUUCUGUACUUGUUGCGAGGCAAACUGGAUGUUGUGGCAGCACGAGGAGCCCCGAAAGACUAUCUAGAUGCUCAAUUCAUUGUCGGAAACUGGAGACAAGAAUUGGAGAGAAUUCAAGAAUACUCCGAGGUAGUGAAUACGCAAAACGAUGUCGAGUUGAUCUUGACUCCACCAUAUUCUCCACUGGUGUGGUAGGUAGUGUACUGUAAGUGAUGUAUGGGUAAGGUCUUGUCACAUAAAGAGGAGAAAAAAGGAAGCCGAAGAUAGUAUCUGUCGAAUUGCAAAAUGCACAUGGGCACAUCGUAUUCUUAUAGCCAGCCGCUGAUCAGGGAGACUGCAAUGGCCACUUUUUGUGAGAUGCUUCAUGAGGUGUCGCCGAAGGGUAUAUGUUCAUUGGAGACAGGAAGCAAUGGCACAGAUAAAAGACCAUACGGUUGUAACACAAUUAUUGCUGUAGUGUCCAGAAAAUGACAAGUUUUCAAAGAUACCAUGAUACCAUGAUACCAUGAUACAAAACGGGCAUAUGCGGAAUAAUUGACAUGCGGGAAGAUGCUCA
Molecule: messenger RNA, 1164 nt
Organism: Botrytis cinerea B05.10
Lineage: Eukaryota; Fungi; Ascomycota; Leotiomycetes; Helotiales; Sclerotiniaceae
Exons: 3
Coding region: 147-803 (218 amino acids)
Source: RefSeq, a predicted model, not a curated record